AUGUUCUCCAUAACAUCCUUGGAAAAGCUCCAAGCAGGGAAAUAUCGCUGUUACUCUUACAAAUCUGCAGGGUGGACAGAGUGCAGUGACUCCCUGGAGCUGGUGGUGACAGGAGUUCACCCCACCAAAAUCACUCUGUCAGCCCUUUCCAGCCCUGUGGUGACCUCAGGAGGAAAUGUGACCUUUCAGUGUGUCUCACAAAAGGCAUAUAACAGGUUCAUUCUAAUGAAGGAAGAUGAGAAGUUCUCCAAGGCCUUGCCCUCACAGAAUAUGCACCCUAAGCAAUUUGGAGCCGUGUUCACAGUGGGUCCUGUGACUCCCAACCAGAGGUGGAGGUUCACAUGCUAUGGCUACUACUUGAGGAGCCCCCAGCUGUGGUCAGUGCCCAGUGAUCACCUAGAGGUCCUGGUCUCAGGGACUCUCCAGAAACCCACCAUCUGGGCUGAGCCAGGUUCUGUGAUCACCUCAGGGAAUCCUGUGACAAUCUGGUGUGAGGGGACCAAGGAAACUCAAAUAUAUUUCCUAUAUAAAGAAAGAAGCUCAGCACCCUGGGACAGUCAAACUCCCAAAGAUGCUGGUAACAAGGCCAUGUUCUCCAUAGCAUCCAUGGAAAAGCAUCAUGCAGGGCAAUAUCACUGUUAUUCUUAUAAAUCUGCAGGGUGGACAGAGCGCAGUGACUCCCUGGAGCUGGUGGUGACAGGUGUCCAUCAUGGAAAACCUACUCUGUCCGCUUUUCCCAGCCCUGUGGUGACCUCUGGUGGGAAUGUGACACUUCAGUGUGUUUCAUCCAAAGGAUAUGAUGGGUUCAUUUUGACUGUGGCAAAUCUGAAGUUCUCCAGGUCCCAAAAGUCACAGCUGACACACACUGGACAGUCCCUAGCUCUGUUUCCUGAGAUCUCUGUGAUGUCCAGCAAGAGUGGUCCCUUCAGAUGUUACGGAUAUUAUACAGAUAACUCACAUGUGUGGUCAGAGUCCAGUAACCCUCUGGAGAUACAUGUCUCAGGUGAGGAAGUCUCUUCAUUCACUCAACUGUUUGACACCAGAAACCAUUUGACAUAUGCCCUGCUGAACCCUCAAGGAGGGCCCUUCCUGGUGACCCAACACGGCCCUGUCCUGGGCCCUGGAGAAAACCUGACCCUUCAGUGUUCCUCUGAGAUAAGUUAUGACCGAUUUCUUCUGUCCAAGGAAGGGGAAGGUGACCUCCACCAGGUCUCUGUUCAUCAGCCUCAAGCUGGAUAUUUUCAUGCCAACUUCACCCUAGGUUUUGUGAAUUUUUCCACUGGAGGACGGUAUAGGUGCUAUGGUUCAUAUAACUUCCCUGAGUGGUCAGCCCCCAGUGACCCUCUGGACGUCCUGAUCACAGGAUACCUCCCCGUCAUACCCAAUCUCUCAGUGCAUCCAGGCACUACUGUGUCCUCAGGAGACAAUGUGACCCUGCUGUGUCAAUCAUCAGUCCAAGUGGACACAUUCUUUCUGUUUAAGGAAGGUGCAGCCCAUCCCUACAUGCAACAAAGAUCAAAGUCUCAAGAUCUACAAUAUGAGGCAGAAUUCUCCAUGAGUGCUAUGACCUCGGCCUUUGGGGGUUCUUACAUAUGCUUUGGUUCUCAAAACUCAUCCCCUCACCUGCUGUCACAUGCCAGUGUUCCUGUGGAGAUCAUAGUCUCAGAACUGGAAGGAUACCAAAAGGCUGUGAUUGGUGUCUCUGUGGCAUUCUUCCUACUGCUCUUCCUCCUCGUCCUCUUCCUUUUCCUCAGACUCAGACAUCAGAAGAAAGACAGGAAGGGAGCAGGGGUCUGGGGAUGUGAGAUGUCCUGGAAAUCUGGUCAGGGGAAAACUUGCAUGUUUGUUAUGACAGAUGCUACUGUGAAGGUCACACAGCCUGCAGACAGCAUGGAGCUGGAUGUCCUGAGCCAACGUGAGGAAGACCCCUCUAAAGACUUGUAUGCCCAGGUGAAGCCCUUGAGACUCAGAAGGACAGAGAUCACCUCUUCUUCUCUCAUGCCAAAGGAAUUAUUGGCCUCAAAUGACACACAGUCAAAAGGAAAUCAAGUGAUAGAUGAGCAGGCUGCUACAACAGAGGAGCCACAUGAUGUGACCUAUGCCCAGCUGUGCAUCAUGACCCCGAGACAGGGACAUGUGAACCUCCCACCUUCCAGGCAGAAAAGUCCAACCUGAGAACAUACUCUGGCCUCUACCAAUCCAGGGAGAUCCACACUCUGCAUUCUGUGGGAGAGGGAGGACUCAGGGAUGCCAGAAAACAAGGUCUGCCUCAGGUGCACAGUCAUAGUGCAGACAUGACCAGUCUCUAGGAAAUCCUGAGAAAUUUGAGGACUCUGAUUCUGUUGUCCCUGCAUUUUAUAAAUAAGGCAAAUGCUUUGUCAGUGGCCAAUGCAUAAAAUGAGGAAAGAAGCAAGGAAUGAAGAAAGUUUUCUUUUUUAUGUUUUCUUUGUUUUUUAUUUUAAUUUUGAGAUUCCACUAUUGUUACAGCAUUUUCCUCCUCCCUUUCUUCCCUCCAGACAUUUACAUAGAUCCUUCUCUACUCUCCUUCAAAUUCAGGACCUUUUUUUUCAUUGUUAACACAUGUACAUAUGAAGAUGCAUGUAAAAAUUUUAAACAUUUUUACCCUGAAUAUAUACCUUUUGUCAAUUAUAUCUCAAUAAAGCCAAAAUUGAAUA
Molecule: messenger RNA, 2675 nt
Organism: Peromyscus eremicus (cactus mouse)
Lineage: Eukaryota; Metazoa; Chordata; Mammalia; Rodentia; Cricetidae
Product: leukocyte immunoglobulin-like receptor subfamily A member 6
Exons: 10
Coding region: 1-2175 (724 amino acids)
Source: RefSeq, a predicted model, not a curated record